Phaeodactylum tricornutum CCAP 1055/1 is the source of this 1248-nucleotide messenger RNA. RefSeq lists its product with no specific name. The transcript has 2 exons. The record is from RefSeq and is a predicted model, not a curated record. The coding region runs from base 226 to 1248 and encodes 340 amino acids. NCBI's taxonomy places the organism in Eukaryota, Bacillariophyta, Bacillariophyceae, Surirellales, Neidiaceae.
UCUUGCACUCUUUCAAUUUGCCCAAGACUUGACGCAAUAGGCAAACCUCCCCUGUUCAUUGGUAAUUGUUCUCUUCGUAUAUUUUUUGUCAGCUUCAUACGGGGACCUCUUAUCUGUCAAAGCCGGAGAAGCGAUUUCAACUACAAUAUUCCUGCUUCGCUGCUAUCUAUCAACGUUAAAUUCUGCGAUCAGUAGUGAUUUCAUCUUCCUGGGCUUUUCACAAGGAUGGAAACUGAAUCACCCAUUUCUCUUCAGCAGCAUCCUCGCGUCUUACAAAAUGAACGCCAGGUCGUCCGUAAAGCAGGUCGACAAGCCAUUCGUCAGUUUCUGGAAUCACACACUUGUUUUUCUGUUUUGAGGGCCAGUGGAAAAGUAGUCGUCUUCGACACAAGAAUUCCAAUUCAGCUGGCCUUUUAUGCUCUUGUCGAGCAUGAUAUGCAGUGUGCGCCCUUGUGGGAUCCAACACAAUGCCAAUUUGUUGGACUAUUGACGGUAACAGACUUUGUCGAUAUUCUUCGGCACUAUCGAUCCUCGGGGAUGGACGUCGCCGACCUUGCGGUUCACAGUAUCAAAGAUAUACUCGUCUACGCAACCAAACAAGACGCAGUGCGGGCUCGCGGAUUCCGCUGUGCUGAUAGUAACUGUACACUCAAGCAAGCUUGUCAGCUCAUGUUGACCAACGGACAGGAUUAUUUGCCCAUUGUGUUUGCGGAUGACAUGCGUGUGUUAAGUUGCAUGACCUACACAAACAUUUUGGAGCAUUUGGUCACACAUUUUCGAGAACAGCGUCGGCUCUUUGAUGAUUCCAUCGUAGAUCUAAAGAUUGGGACGUAUGGAGACUCCCUUGUAUCGGUUACUCCGAAUCAGACUUUGUCGGAUGCUUUGGGAUUGAUGAAAAAGCAUAAGUUGUCCGCAUUACCAGUUGUUGACGCUGGCACUCACAAAAUUGUCGGUGUCUACAGUCGCUCAGAUAUUACGUUUUUGACAAAGGCUAUCGAUGCAGAAGAUGCUGUUCGAAAUCUGGACAUGCCCUUAGCAGAUAUCCUGUCGCAAACCCGACAAGAUGUGACUACUCCUGAUGCGCUACGAACUUGCAGCCCUUCGCAUACUUUACAGGCGAUUUUUGAAUCAUUUGCACAAUUGCGCUUUCAUCGGCUCUAUGUGGUUGAUACCGAAGAGCGCUUGGUUGGGAUUGUCAGUGCUAGAGAUCUAGUAGCGUACUUCUUGCAUGAUGAAGAUCAGGCAUGA